This is a messenger RNA of Polypterus senegalus (gray bichir), 1533 nucleotides long. RefSeq names its product signal-regulatory protein gamma-like. The coding region runs from base 92 to 862 and encodes 256 amino acids. The transcript is spliced from 6 exons. The record is from RefSeq and is a predicted model, not a curated record. NCBI's taxonomy places the organism in Eukaryota, Metazoa, Chordata, Cladistia, Polypteriformes, Polypteridae.
UGUUCGUCAGGUGAUAACUCUUCACCAAUGGUGGUACAGUGACAUUCGUGUCCAUCUAUUCGUCUCCAUUUUCAGGAAAAAAUGCAGUUGGAUGGUGUUGGCACUUUGUUUGACCUGUCUGUCCACCGUGUUGGCAUUUGAGCUGAAAUGCAAGCCUGAUGUUCUACAUAUCACUGUGAACAAAACUGCUGAAUGUCAUUGUGCUUUGCAAAAUAUAUUAAAAACUCCACUAAGAAAAAAUGUUUGGACCAAAGGCAACAUUACACUUUAUAACUACAGCUCUUCUGCAGCACAUCAUAGUUGGGCAGUGGACUCCAGACACCAAUUACUUAUGGAGGAAAUAAAACAUGGGAACCUGAUCUUGAAAAUCAGAAAUACUCAGAUAUCCGACAAUGGAACCUACAAAUGCAUAGUCCUUUUUGAUGAAGCCUACCGUGACGCAGAAGUCCAUGUGUUUUUGACAGCUGUUCCCAAGCUGAGCCUUUUUUACGAGACAUCAGUUGAUGAUCCUAGUGUACUGACACUGACUUGCAUCGCAGAAGGUUUCUACCCCUCUGAUAUAACUCUGUCCUGGGUCCUUGCUGUCCAAGAGGUGCCCCACAGCAGGAAGCAAACACCUGCCACUCUCCUUCAGGAUGGGACUUACAUCAUCAGCUCAACACUUCAGGUCAAAGAUUCUCUUUGGAGCCCAGAGGUGGAGAUUGGUUGUAAAGCAAAUCACAGUUCUCUGACACAGCCAUUGAUGGAGAAAAUAAGAAAAAAAGGUAGCCAUAGACGUAACCACUUUAUUGUGUUUUCCUUGCUUGGCAUUUUAGGAGUAUUUACUGCUGCAUUAAUUAUGAGGACAGGGGACAUGGCAUAAGAAGCAUACCUUAGAAUGUAACAAAAAAAGAGAAGCCAAAGGCAUCUACAAGUUCAAAUGCUCUUAAAUGCACCUCCGCUGAAGAGCAGAUCUCAGUCUGUCCAGGAAUAUGAAUUAACUGCGUGAGCUGCAGCUGGAGCCAGUCCCAAGUCUGGAUGAAGCCUGAGACAGAGAGCAAUGAAUACAGAUCUGAGAGGAACUCUACAUCAUUGUGGAAGCAGAAAUAACUAAUUUAUGAGUUAACUAGGGUCCGCAGCAGGAUUACAAUUCAAAUAUCCAGUUGCAUUCCUGCACCUGAAAGCUGGAUGUACAAUAAAGGACUGCUACCCACUCACCUCUAGUCAUGUAAAAGUCACAGAAAAUGAAUUUUUUUUAGUUAAAGCCAUGAUGAAAGUUUAUUACCAAGCAUUACUUGGAUAUUGGUACACUAAUGACCUUUGUGUUCUUUAAAAGACCUUGUGGUGGCUGGGGGAGUGUGUCCAAAAGACGUUGUUGGAAGGCAUGACCUAGAAGCAGUUUUAAUGAAUCUUCUUGAAGUCCCAAUGUUUACAGUCAUCCAGUGGCCAUUGUCUUGGGAGGAACUUAGAGUGAGCAGGGUAAGAAUUUGACAAGGGCUCACUGACAGUGGUCAGAUGUAUUGAAAAACAAGAGAGGAAAUAAACAGAUUUCUC